GAGAAUACGCCAGAGUGCAGCAGUCGACCGUUAGGUUUCACCAUGUAACGUUGUAUAAAAUAAUAGCAGGAUUUCGCUUUUCAUAAACUUGUAUUCCGAUUUAGUGGAAUAAUAGUGAUAAAUAUAUUAACAUGAUAUACAUAAUCGCUUUGUCGGUGAUAGCGGGUGUUCUAGGUUUUUACUAUUACUUUUUUAAAGAUUUAAAUUACUUUAAGAAACAUGGCAUAUUGCAUAAGCCACCUUUUCCUAUAUUGGGAAAUAUGGGACCGUCAGUUCUCCGUCUCCAAUCGGUAGCCGAACUCGUCAAGGACAUUUACAAUCUACAUUCUGAAGCAAAAUACGUCGGUAUGUUUGAUAUGACUAACCCACUUAUAAUGGUGCGCGAUCCCGAGCUUAUUAAAUCCAUUACGUUGAAACACUUCGAUAUGUUCCCGGAUCAUCGCAGCUUCGUGGACGAAACGCAAGACCCGUUAUUUGGCAAAAAUCUUUUUUCAAUUCGCGGAGAGAGAUGGCGGCAAGUACGAUCUUUAUUGAGUCCAGCCUUCACAUCUAGCAAAAUGAAAAGUAUGUUUAAGUUAAUGUCAGAAUGUGCCGACGAUUUUGCCACCUUCUUAGCGCAAUUGCCACCAGAACAAAGGAUGAUACAAGUAAAAGACGUUUUUACCAGAUAUACUAACGACGUAAUCGCUACUUGUGCUUUUGGCAUCACUGUUGAUUCCAUGAGAAAUCCAAAAAAUCAAUUUUACAUAUAUGGCAAAGAGGCGACCACUUUCAACAGUAUUGCCUUAAUAAAAUUAUAUAUAUUCAGAAGUUUGCCUACGCUGGCACGAUUAAUAAAUUUGAAAAUUGUCCGUCAGAAAAUAGCAGAUUUCUUCCGAGAUCUUGUGGAAACUACUAUAAAAACUAGGGAUGAGAAUAGUAUUGUUCGACCUGAUAUGUUGCAAUUGAUGAUGGAAAACAGAGGUAAAGAGGGCAAGCCAGAAUUAAGUAUCGAAGAUAUGGUAUCGCAGGCGUUUAUCUUUUUCUUUGGUGGUUUCGACAGUACUUCAACACUAAUGUGUUUUGCUGCUCACGAAAUCGCAGUGAAUCCAGAUAUACAAAAAAGACUUCAAGAUGAAAUCGAUCGAAUCUUGGAAGAAAACAAUGGAGAAGCACCUUACGAAGCUGUUAAUGGUAUGGAAUAUUUAGAUGCUGUGAUCUGCGAAGCUCUCCGAAUGUAUCCGGUUGCCGUGGCAAUGGACAGAUUAUGCGAAAAAGAUUUUGAGUUACCGCCGGCAUUACCGGGAAUGAAGCCUUUUACAAUAAAGAAAGGACAGGGUAUAUGGAUACCUAUUUAUGGACUUCAACAUGAUCCUAAAUAUUUCGAAGAACCGGAAAAGUUUGAUCCCGAGCGAUUUCUUGGUGAAAAGAGGAAACACAGUCUCAACUGCGGAGCUUACAUUCCUUUCGGUCUUGGUCCUAGAAUGUGCAUAGGUAACAGAUUUGCAUUGCUAGAAACGAAAGUUCUACUCUUUUAUCUACUAGCCCGUUGCGAUCUGAAAGUUUGCGAAAAAACACCGAUACCGAUCAAGAUCGCUAAAGAUGGGUUCAAUAUGAAACCUGAAGGUGGUUUUUGGCUGAAUGUGGAACCAAGAGAAAACAUACAUCAUACCCUUUCAACUAAAUUAGUCAAUGGAACAUGUGACCUGACAUUGAAUAGAAUAUGCGUCAAAGAUUUUGAAUUGCCUUCAACAUUACCAGGGAUGAAAUCUUUUAUUAUAAAGAAAGGACAAGGCAUACCAGUUUAUGGACUUUAUCAUGAUUCUAAAUAUUUCGAAAAACCGGAGAAAUUUGAUCCUAAGCGGUUUCUUAGUAAGCGCAAAAAACAUACUCUAAACUGUGGAGCUUCCUUUCCUUUCGGUUUAGGUCCAAGGAUGAGCAUAGAUAACAGUAAUAGAUAUAUUACCAUGAUGUAUGUAAUCGCUUUAUCGGUAAUAGCGGGUGUUCUAGGAUUUUAUUAUUAUUUCUUCAAAGAUUGGAAUUAUUUCAAAAAACAUAAUAUAUUGCAUAAGCCACCUAUUCCUAUAGUGGGAAAUAUGGGACCAUCAGUAUUUCGUCUCCAAUCGAUAGCCGAACUUAUCAAGGACAUUUACAAUCUACAUUCUGAAGCGAAAUACAUUGGAAUAUUUGAUAUGACUAAACCAUGUAUAAUAGUGCGCGACCCCGAGCUUAUUAAAUCCAUUGCAUUAAAACAUUUCGAUAUAUUUCCGGAUCAUCGCAGUUUCGUGAACGAAUCUCAAGAUUCAAUAUUUGGCAAAAAUCUUUUUUCAAUUCGCGGAGAGAAAUGGCGGCAGGUGCGAUCUUUAUUAACUCCAGUCUUCACGUCUCACAAAAUGAAAAGUAUGUUUAAGUUAAUGUCAAAGUGCGCUGCCGAUUUUGGCAGCUUCUUGACGCAAUUACCACCAGAGCAGAGGAUGAUGCAAAUGAAAGACAUCUUUGCUAGAUAUACUAAUGAUAUGAUUGCUACUUGUGCUUUUGGCAUUACCGUUGAUUCCAUGAGAAAUCCAAAGAACGAAUUUUACGUAUAUGGUAAGGAAGCGACUUCUUUCGACGGUAUUGCCUUAAUAAAAUUGUACAUAUUUAGAAAUUUUCCUUUGCUAGCGCGAUUAAUAAAUUUGAAAUUAAUCCGUCAGAAAAUAGUAGACUAUUUUCGAGAUCUUGUGGAAAUCACUAUAAAAACCAGAGAUGAAAAUGGUAUUGUUCGGCCUGAUAUAUUACAAUUGUUGAUGGAAAACAGGAAUAAGGAAGAUAAGGCAAAAUUGACUAUCGAAGAUAUGGUAUCUCAUGCAUUUAUCUUUUUCUUUGGCGGUUUCGACACUGCUUCAACGGUAAUGUCCUUUACUGCUCACGAAAUCGCAGUGAAUCAAGAUAUACAAAAAAAACUUCAGAAUGAGAUUGACCGAAUCUUGAAAGAAAACAAUGGAGAAGCAUCUUACGAAGCAAUUAAUGCCAUGGAAUAUUUGGAUGCUGUAAUUCACGAAGCUCUCCGAAUGUAUCCUCCUGCUGCGACAACGGAUAGAUUAUGUGUAAAAGAUUUCGAAUUACCACCAGCAUUAUCAGGGAUGAAUUCUUUUACUAUCAAGAAAGGACAAAACAUAUGGAUACCGAUUUAUGCACUUCAUCAUGAUCCUAAAUAUUUCGAAAAGCCAGAAAAAUUUGAUCCCGAGCGGUUUCUUGGUGAGAGAAGGAAAGACAGUCUCAAUUGCGGAGCUUAUAUUCCUUUCGGGCUUGGUCCCAGAAUGUGCAUAGGUAAUAGAUUUGCGUUGUUAGAGAUCAAGGUUCUAUUCUUUCAUCUAUUAGCCCGUUGCAAUUUGAAAGUCUGCGAAAAGACACCGAUACCGCUCAAACUCGCUAGAAGUGGCAUCAUUAUGAAGCCUGAAGGUGGUUUUUGGCUAAAUGUAGAACCAAGGGAGAUUACAUUGGUAGAUGUAAGAUCAUUGAUGAUUUAAUUGAUUUAUUUUUUU
Molecule: messenger RNA, 3503 nt
Organism: Pogonomyrmex barbatus (red harvester ant)
Lineage: Eukaryota; Metazoa; Arthropoda; Insecta; Hymenoptera; Formicidae
Product: cytochrome P450 9e2-like
Molecular function (GO): oxidoreductase activity, acting on paired donors, with incorporation or reduction of molecular oxygen; heme binding; monooxygenase activity
Source: RefSeq, a predicted model, not a curated record